This is a messenger RNA of Mercenaria mercenaria, 6045 nucleotides long. RefSeq lists its product as uncharacterized. NCBI's taxonomy places the organism in Eukaryota, Metazoa, Mollusca, Bivalvia, Venerida, Veneridae. Bases 571 to 1107 code for a protein of 178 amino acids. The record is from RefSeq and is a predicted model, not a curated record. The transcript is spliced from 3 exons. Gene Ontology annotation, cellular component: plasma membrane.
GUUAAGACUAUUAUAUAGUUGUACCUGGUAUGUUUACAGUUUACUGCGCGUGGAAAAUACAUUUGUGACGUCAGUGAUUUACCUUAUGUGUAGGCAUUUUCAUAAUUAAUGCACCAUGCAAAGGCCGAGUAAUAAUCACGGUUAAAUGGUCUGGUUUUUCAGUAAACAUACUGGACGUGUGCGUGUAUAGUAGGCGUUUUUUUUUUGAGUGAAUAAGACACGGUUUAAAUGUAAUUUUGCCUACGAAAACAUAAAUUAUUCACUUUGACCACUGAAGCAUUACGUUAGUGUACCUGCGAUGAUGUGUAUGUUAUAAAUGUUAUUCAAUGGAUUAUUGUAAAACAAACUGAUACAUUAAAUAUCUUUCAAAAUAUAAAUAUCAAAAGCAUUAGGGAAUAUAGUCAGUGACACUAUGGAAUAUCUUGAAGCAUAAUACGCUGACUAAUCGUUGUGUUACAAGCAAUAAUUAAUAGUGUUUAACCACUACUGUACGUGUACUGGAAAUCGUGUUUUCGUUUUCGACUGUACCUUGUAGAAAAAAACAAAAAAAACAAACAAAAAACGAUCAUUAUGUUAAAAGCUUUUGCAAAACUUGCGUUGUUUUUCGUAGUUACAGCAAUUGUGUGUAUUGUUGUUGGUUUAGCUACCCCCGAAUGGUUGUCUAAACCGGGACAUUACCAGGGGCUGUGGGACUACUGCUUUUACCUCACUCACACUGGUGGAAAAAAAACGUGUAUGAAACUUGAAAAACGGUCAGAUUUCGAGGGAUGGAUACAAGCUGUGCGUGCUUUGGUUAUUCUGUCAGUUGUGACGUCACUAUUUGACUUGAUCCUGUUGAUUUUCUAUAUGAAACGAGAUGACGGGCGUACAAACCUUAACAGGAUCAGGGCUGCAAUCGUAGUUUGUAUUUUAUCAGGGGCGCUAUGUUUCUCGGCAGUCAUAGUUUAUGCAGUACAGAAACAUAAUGGACAUUUCAACAAGGGGUACAACUUCUCAUGGUCUUUUAUACUGACAUCUAUCGGAGGCGGAGUGAUUUCCCUUGUACCAAUAGUCUUACUGCUAGAAAUACGAAAAAGUCGUAUCCUUGGCUCGUACGAGUCCAUAUAGACAUAGGCGGAGCCAUUGCUUUCAUCUGCAGGACACGAUAUCAUACUGAUAGGAUCAUUUUUAGCUCAUCAGAGUUUUUUUUGAAAAGAAAAAUGAUGAGUUAUUGUCCUCACUUGAUCGGCGUCAGCGUUGCCUGGAUAAGCUUUAUAUUUAGGUUACUUUUUCUCCUAAACUAUCAAAACUGUUGCUUUAAAACUUGCAACACUUUUUCAUCAGCAAAAGCUGUCUCUGUACAUCAAGAAAAGUAACUCCAUCCUGCUUUUUGCCCAGAACAAUUGCCCCUUCUGGACUUACAAAAUAACAUAGGACAAUAUUUCUAAAUUCUAUUAUACAGAGUAAAAGAAAAUCAGAUAAGCAUCUGCACCCGCAAGACGGUGCUCUUGUUCAUAGAUGGUUUUACAUCGUGAAAUUUAUUCCUUCAAAGUCAUGGUGUUUGACACAAAGUAUAGUGGUUUGAUUUGCACCGGAAAGAGGUUGAACAGAACUAAACUGGUGUUAACUUUUCCUCCGACCCGUCAGUAGGUCUGGAGUCACAAUAUUGCAAAUGUAUGCUUACUGGCCAUUUCAUUCUAAGGUCUGCCGCUUUGAUACUGGAAAAGAUACUCGCAUUGAUGUUUAUGCAUUUCAGGCUUAUCAGUGAGAAUUAUAAGAGUUAUUGCCCUUGGAAUGUUUCCGAUGUGCGGCUAUCUAGAGUAACAGAUAGUGAUUAACCUGGUUUAAAGAGAGUUACGACCCUUUGUUUUUUAUUUUUAGCAAGAUUAGAUCGCUGUUUUAAGAAUGCGGAUGCUAAUCAUCAAAUGAAUUGCAAACUUGUGCUUAAAGUUUUGAUUGAAAUACUCAGUUCUUUAUUUUAUUCUCCCUCUGUGUUUUCCAGUACACCUUUAUCUCCUAAAACAUUCAUAUUUAGGAUGAUCAUUCUCCAGGGAUAGAUAUUCAAGUUUAUAGAUAAAUUUCAGGUGUUUGAAGAGAUACAAUUCAGCUUCUAUACAUAUUGACAAAUCAGGAACUGUAAUUGUUAGCUCGACUAUACGAAGUAUAAGGAGAGUUAUCCUACUCGCCCCGGCGUCGGCGUCGGCGUCGGCGUCUUUCCGCGUCCCCACCUUGGUUAAAGUUUUGGUGCACUUUCUCUUUUUUUCAACUUAUCUCUGUAAUUACUUGAUGGAUUUGAUUCAGACUUGAAAUACUUAUUCCUCAUCAUCAUUCACAUCAUCUGACACAAGGGCCAUAACUCUGGCACCAAUAUUUCAUGAAUUAUCCCCCCUUUUCACUUAGAUUUUCAGGUUUAAGUUUUUAUGCACUUUCACUCUAUCUCUGUUAUUACUGAAUGGAUUUGAUUCAAACUUAAAAUAGUUGUUCAGCAUCAUCACCCACAUCAUAUGACACAAGGUGCGUAACUCUGGCACCAUUUUUUCAUGAAUUAUUCCCCCAUUUUACUUAUAAUUUCAGGUUAAAGUUUUGGUGCACUUUCACUCUACCUCUGUUAUUACUGAAUGGAUUUGAUUCAAACUUAAAAUAGUUGUUCAACAUUAUCAUCCACAUCAUCUGACACAAGGGCCAUAACUCUGGCAUCAAUAUUUCAUGAAUUAUCCCCCCUCUUCACUUAAAAUUUCAGGUUAAAGUUUUGGUGCACUUUCACUCUAUCUGUUAUUACUGAAUGGAUCUGAUUCAAACUUAAACAAUUGUUCAACAUCAUCACCCACAUCAUAUGACACAAGGUGCAUAACUCUGGGACCAAUUUUUCAUGAAUUAUUUCCCCUUUUUACUUAGAAUUUUAGGUUAAAGUUUUGAUGCACUUUCACUCUGUCUCUGUUAUCACUGAAUGGAUAUGAUUCAAACUUAAAAAUAGUUGAUCAACAUCAUCACCCACACCAUAUGACGCAAGGUGCAUAACUCUGGCACCAGUUUUUCAUUAAUUAUUCCCCCUUUUUACUUAGAAUUAGGUUAAAGUUUUGAUGCACUUUCACUCUGUCUCUGUUAUUACUGAAUGGAUUUGAUUCAAACUUAAAAUAGUUGUUCAACAUCAUCACCCACACUAUAUGACACAAGCUGCAUAACUUUGGCACCAAUAUUUAAUGAAUUAUGCCCCUUUUUGCUUAGGAUAUACUUAUAUAGUGUUUUGAUACAUUUUAUCUUUACCUCUCUUAUUACUUUAAGUUGAUAUUUUUGACAUAGACUCAGGCUAUUGUGCAAUAUCUUCAUCCACAAUUGGAGUCAUUAAACACUCCAGUGACAGCUCUAGUUUCAUCAGAUGUGCCCAGUUUCACUAUCCAGCAUCGAAAUAGUCGAGCGCGCUGUCUCCUGUGACAGCUCUUGUUUUUAAUUACUCCUCAUAAAAUUAACAAACGUGUUUGUAAAUAUAGACAGUUCCAAACUGAAAGGGAAGAAGCAUUACACCACCGAUCCAUGCUAAAAAAUAAUGACAAAAUGCAAUACAUAUCCCAUAUCCAUAGCCCUGACCAACCUAUAAGCCGGGCCAGUCUAUUUUAUAAGUACAACAACACUGUUGACCCAUUUAAGCGAAGAGUACGGAUAUGAUUGUGUUCUUUUUUAGCUCACCUGUCACAUAGUGACAAGGUGAGCUUUUGUGAUCACCCUUCGUCCGUCGUCCGUCGUGUGUCCGUGCGUGCGUCCGUCCGUCCGUCAACAAUUUCUUGUCUGCACGAUAGUGGUUUCAGUUAUGAUUUUAUUUUAACCAAACUUGCACACAACUUGUAUCACCAUAAGAUCUCGGUUCCUUUCUUGAACUGGCCAGAUCCCAUUAUGGGUUCCAGAGUUAUGGCCCCUGAAAGGGCCAAAAUCAGCUAUUUUGACCUUGUCUGCACAAUAGCAGCUUUAUUUAUGAUUUGAUUUUUACCAAACUGGCACACAACUUGUAUCACCAUAAGAUCUUGGUUCCUUUCUUGAACUGGCCAGAUCCCAUUAUGGGUUCCAGAGUUAUGGCCCCUGAAAGGGCCAGAAUUAGCUAUUUUGACCUUGUCUGCACAAUAGCAGCUUCAUUUAUGAUUUGAUUUUAACCAAACUUGCACACAACUUGUAUCACUAUAAGAUCUCAGUUCCUUUCUUGAACUGGCUAGAUUCCUUUAUGGGUUCCAGAGUUAUGGCCCCUGAAAGGGCCAGAAUUAGCUAUUUUGACCUUGUCUGCACAAUAGCAGCUUAAUUUUUGAUUUGAAUUUAAUCAAACUUGCACAAAACUUGUGUUGCCAUAAGAUCUCAGUUCCUUUAUUGAACCGGCCAGAUCCCAUAAUGGGUUCCAGAGUUAUGGCCCCUGAAAGGGCCAAAAUUAGCUAUUUUGACCUUGUCUGCACAAUAGCAACUUCAUUUAUGAUUUGAUUUUAACCAAACUUGCACACAACUUGUAUCACCACAAGAUCUUGGUUCCUUUCUUGAACUGGCCAGAUUCCAUCAUGGGUUCCAGAGUUAUGGCCCCUUGAAGGUCCAAAAUUGGCUAUUUUGGCUUUUGCAGCCAUAUAGAGACUUCAUUUAUGGUUUUAUUUGAUACAAACUUCCAAAAUAUCUUCAACAACAAUAAAUCUUGGAUUCCAUGACAAAUCAGAUCCAAUCGUAGGUUCCAGAGUUAUUUUAUAUCUGAUUACCUCCCCUGAUUGUAGUCAAAAUGGAUUUAUAUCAGUAAGUACUUAUAGGACUUACUUGAAAUUUCAUUAUUAUCAUUAGUUGGACUGAGUCAAUCAGGGUAGAUAACUAUGGACUGAUUUUAUGUCAAAUUACCUCCCUUUAUUUCAAAUUAAAAUGGGUAUAUCUCCGUAACUAAUGAAGAUACUGAUCUGAAAUUUCAUUUAUGUCAACAGAUUUAUUUGGCAGAUCCUUCUUUUGUUCACUUACAAUAAUUUUCUUUUUAAUUACUUCCCUUUUACGUUAAUAUAAAUAGCUUAUUUUUAGAAACUUUUUUAUUAUUGGCCGUAGGGAAAAACCGAGACCACUUUUCUGUGGUACAACAUGGAUGGUACCUCCAAUUUUUAGGUGUAUUUUGACAUAUCUAUACCUUGUAAGAAUUUUUUUUUCUUUUUGGUUAAAUUUCUUUCCUUUGUUGUUCCUGUCCUUUGGACUUAGAUAUUUUUUCUGAAGACCUUCUUGUCCUCAAGUGCAAUGAUAACAGGUGAGCGAUAUAGGGCCAUCAUGGCCCUCUUGUUUAAAGAAUGAAAUGAAUGUUACAGAACAUUCCAGUUUUCUUGCAAGUGUGCACGUUCUUGUUCUAAAAAUAAAUGAUAUGAGCAGGAAUCAACUAACAAAUAGGAAUUUAAGACAAAGACGAUAAAUGUUAAAAUUGAGAAAAGGGAAAGUGAAAGAUAUUAUUUAACAGUAAAGUUGAUAAUAUUAUAGAGACAUAGACUUAAAGUUUGUAGUCUGAAGGAUAGAGAUGUCGACAGUGAUUUGGUUUGCUUUAAAAGUCGCCUUAUGACCAAUAUGUCUAUAUGACUCUGAACGCACCCCCAUCUCCACCCAAAGAAAAAACAAAACAAAACAAAAUAACAAACAAACUAAAAAGGUUUGCUUUAAUAAUAUUAUGACUUUACGUGCUUUAAUAAUAUUAUGACUUUACGUAAUUCGUUUAUAAAUGCGUCCAUUUGUGAUAUAUUUCUGUGAUACUGGAAAAUAUUUACUCAUGCAUAUGUGCACUUUUAUUGCACUUUAUGCCCUUGUGUGGUUUACUACAUUCAUCAUGUUAUACAAUGUCGGGAAUUUUGAUUGUAUUUUUUUUUCUUCAUUUAGGGAAGGUAUCCGCUAGGUGGAAGCGGAUGUUUCUACCAAGCUGCAUACCUGUACAACAAGACCGAAUAAAAAACAUGUCUUUCUUCAAAGGUCAAGCGUAUUAAAUGUGUUAUCUUGUGAUACUAGAUACUAGGGAUAUUUGUUCGUUUCAGUGCAAGAUUGAAAUAUUAAGAUAUGCUGUUCAUGACAGAACAAUAUUUUGAUCUUACA